AUGCACAUCUCUCCAUUAGAAUCUUCCCGCAAUAAGUGGGUCGGAGAGGCGUUGAAAGUCGUCCACAAGAUGUGUUCAGCGUGCAAGAUCUAUGGCUGUUCUUGCAUUCAUUUAGCCGCGAAAGGACAAAUAUCAUUGACUCUCGUGUGUUGCACGAGUUUGGCCAGUAGUCUUCGAGGUGGAAUAGCAUCUGCUUUGAGCGACCCGAGAGAGUUGCAAACGCUGCGCUGCGCUGGAUGUCAUGCCAUCGACGACAUAAUUGAGUUUUCUCACCUGUUGGACUGGCUCAGCUUAGUUCCCUCGGCGUUUUCAAUAUAUCUAUUGCGACGACGGUUUCGACUAGUGAGAGCAGCAAUCCUCCUUCGAUCCUUCUCGUAUUUCGAGCUACUCUUCUCGAGGUAG
Molecule: messenger RNA, 402 nt
Organism: Verruconis gallopava
Lineage: Eukaryota; Fungi; Ascomycota; Dothideomycetes; Venturiales; Sympoventuriaceae
Exons: 1
Coding region: 1-402 (133 amino acids)
Source: RefSeq, a predicted model, not a curated record